Molecule: messenger RNA, 1255 nt
Organism: Paramecium sonneborni
Lineage: Eukaryota; Ciliophora; Oligohymenophorea; Peniculida; Parameciidae
Source: the annotation of a GenBank genome assembly
UUUAAAUUAAAAUGAAUAAAAGCAUUUUUUAAGGUAAUUAAAGAGCUCAACAAGCUAUGAUGCAUUCUUAAAUAAAUAGGAACAUUAUGAAAAAUAAUUUGAAUGCAGAUCCAAAUAUAAAACCAGAAGAAAUUGUUGUUGAAUCAGAUAAUAUGCAAUAGACUAUUUAUAUUAACCCUAAUCAAAAUUAUCAACAAGUGAUUCCACAAGUUAUAAAGCCAAGUAUUUUUUAAGGAAAUAGAUAACAACUUAGGUAGUUAGAAGGAAUAUUAUUGAAGAAAAGUCCGCAUUGUCUGAUGGGAUUCUCAAAAAAAUUUUGUAUUUUAAAUAAUCGAAAGCUUUCUUAUUACAAUUGGGAAAAAAAACAUAUUUUAGAAGGUUCAUUAAAUUUUGAUCUUUAAGAGUAUCUAUAUUCAGUUACAACAAAUGCUGAUAAUUAAAUAAUAGAAUUUAAGUAAAUAUGUAGAUUGUAAUUUUUAGAUUAAUUCCAAAAGGAUGUGAGAAACAAUUUAUAUUUAAAAGUGAAGAAGUUUAGAAAACAUAAGAAUGGGCAUAAGUAAUAUAACAACAUUUAGAUUAAUCAGAUGGGAAAAAAAAACAAAUAGUAUUUUUGAGUAAGACUCCAAAAUUUUGGAAGCAUUAUUAGUUUUCUCAUCUUUAAGUAUAAGAAGAAUGUGAUAAUGGAGAUAUAGUUUUAUUUAAAUCAAAGGAUAAAUUUGCAGCUGCUUCAAGGAUAGUUCUAAGGUCUGAAUUUGAUCAUGUCGCAAUUUUAUGUAAAUAAGAUGGUUAACUUUAUGUAUAUGAAGCAGUUUCAACAGGAGUUGGACUAUUUAGAUGGGGUAUUUAAAUGAUAUUUUAUAAAUUAGAUUAUUUAAAACAAUAAGAUUGGUAUAAAUUUUAUGAGAAAAUUUGUAUUAGAAAAUUAAACUUUGAUAAAAAAAAUGAUAUAAAAGUUUAAGAUAAUUUUAUGGAAUUUAUUGAAGAAAAUAUGGGUAAUGAUUAUAGCUUGAAUAUUGGUAAAUUUUUUAAAUUCACAUCUACAAUAAAAAAACCAACGAAUGGAGAGAAAGUAGAAAAAAAAAGAUCUUUUUUUUGCUCUGAAUUAGUCGCAAAAGCAUAUAAAGAAAUGGGUCUACUUGAUUAAGUAAAAUCUUCAACAUAAUAUUACCCAAAUGAUUUUACUACAGAUAAACAGUUAAAAUUAUUAUAAGGAGCAUCUUUAAGUCCAGAAUAUCUAGUUUUUUUUGAAGGAUGA